Henningerozyma blattae CBS 6284 is the source of this 2607-nucleotide messenger RNA. RefSeq lists its product as uncharacterized. Gene Ontology annotation, cellular component: Golgi stack. The record is from RefSeq and is a predicted model, not a curated record. Gene Ontology annotation, molecular function: ATP hydrolysis activity; ATP binding. Gene Ontology annotation, biological process: intra-Golgi vesicle-mediated transport; SNARE complex disassembly; Golgi to plasma membrane protein transport. Bases 1 to 2607 code for a protein of 868 amino acids. NCBI's taxonomy places the organism in Eukaryota, Fungi, Ascomycota, Saccharomycetes, Saccharomycetales, Saccharomycetaceae. The transcript has a single exon.
AUGUCUAUAUCAUCUCACUUGACAUCUCCUUCACAAUCACAUCCUUCUAAUAAUUCUACACAAAAUAGCCAUAAUAACCAUAGCAAUCCUCAUUCUCGUAACAAUUCGUUCUUGAAUUUGAAUACUUCAAACACUUCUGAUGAUUCUUCAAACUCUUUCAUAUCUAGAAUUGAUUCCAAAGCUAGAUAUUUGCAAGUAAUCAAUUGUCCAAAUAACAAUUAUGCGUUAACAAACGUAGUUACAGUCAAUAAUAUAGAUUUCCCUGAUAAUGUCUAUAUUAUUAUCGACAAUACCUAUGUCUUUACUACAAAGACCACAAAUGAAGUACCACCAGGAUCAAUUGGUUUUAAUGGUAAUCAAAGAACUUGGGGGAAAUGGAAUUUGAAUCAACCAAUAGAAUGCAAAAUAUUUGAUAUGUUGAAAUAUACAAAUAAGCAGAACUAUAUUGGGUUGAUUAAUAUCGAUAUUAAUUUUAGAACUAAAUCAAAAGCUGUUCCACAAGAAUUUGACCCAGAAGAAUUAUCUUACCAUUUUAAAAAAUUAUUUCACUCCCAAAUCCUACAGCCAACACAGUAUUUAAUAUUUGAUUUUAACAAUUUCAUUUUUGAUUUAAAAAUCGAAAGUAUUCAGCCCAUUGAUAUUUCUGAUGUUGAAAUUAUUCAACCAAUUUCCAGAAGUAUUCAAACAAAAGGAAUACUGACAAACCAAUCAGAAAUAAAUUUCAUUCAAGGUAGGGAUGGAUUGGUAAAUUUGAAAAGAUCAAAUUCUAUUUCUUCUGUCUUUAAAACGCCAACGACACCAACUCAAAAUAAUAAUUCAGGUGGAUCGAAUUACACUCAUAUUUUAAACCAUCAUCACAGUAAUAGUUUUAGUAGUAUUACUUCCAAUAACUCCAAACAUUCUCCUAGUAGUCUGUUACAUCAACAGCCACAUCAGUCUCAGCAUCCUUCAUCACCACGAUCAGGUAAGCAAGAUGCGAUUUUAAGGCCAGACUUUAAAUUUGAAGAUUUAGGGGUUGGUGGGUUAGAUAAAGAAUUCACAAAGAUCUUUAGAAGAGCUUUUGCUUCAAGAAUUUUUCCCCAAGAAAUUAUUGAAAAAUUAGGUAUUAAGCAUGUAAAAGGUCUUUUGCUUUAUGGCCCACCAGGGACUGGUAAGACUUUAAUUGCUCGUAAAAUUGGUACUAUGCUAAAUGCUAAAGAACCCAAGAUUGUUAAUGGUCCUGAAAUUUUAAGUAAAUAUGUUGGAUCAUCAGAAGAGAAUAUUAGAAAUUUAUUUAAAGACGCCGAAGAAGAAUAUAGGGCUAAAGGUGAUAAUUCUUCCUUACAUAUUAUUAUUUUCGAUGAAUUAGAUUCCAUCUUUAAACAAAGAGGCUCAAGAGGUGAUGGAACUGGUGUUGGUGAUAAUGUGGUAAAUCAAUUACUAGCUAAAAUGGAUGGUGUUGAUCAAUUGAAUAAUAUUUUAGUCAUUGGUAUGACAAAUCGUAAAGAUUUAAUCGAUGGUGCACUUUUAAGACCCGGUAGAUUUGAAGUUCAAGUGGAAAUUCAUUUACCUGAUGUAAAUGGUAGAGUAGAAAUUUUUGAAAUUCAAACUAAAAAAAUGAGAGAAAACAAUUUAAUGGAAAAAGAUGUUAAUUUUAGAGAAUUAUCUGAAUUAACAAAUAAUUUUUCUGGUGCUGAAAUUGAAGGUCUUGUUAAAAGUGCAAGUUCAUUUGCCAUUAAUAAAACAAUAAAAAUCGGUAAGGGUGCAAAGAUAAAUAAUAAUAAUUUAAACAAGGAAAUUUCUAAAUUUAAAGUUGGUAGAUCCGAUUUCUUGAACGCAUUAACUGAAGUUAAGCCUGCUUUUGGUAUUAAUGAAGAGGAAUUAAAUCAAUGCUGUGAUGGUGGUAUAUUGAAUUUUUCAGAAAAUAUUGGUUAUAUCAUUAAAAAUGGUGAUCGUUAUGUUAGACAAAUUCGUGAAAGCUCAAAGACAAGACUAAUUUCUAUAUUAUUACAUGGUCCAUCCGGGUCAGGUAAAACUGCCAUGGCUGCAAGAAUAGCCAUGAAUUCUAAAUUUCCAUUUGUUCGAUUGAUAUCUUCUAAUGAAUUAAUUGGAAUGGGUGAAAAUAGUAAAAUUCAAUAUAUUGAUAAUAUCUUUAGAGACUCUUAUAAAUCACCUUUAAGCAUUAUUAUUGUUGAUUCUAUCGAAACUAUGGUAGAUUGGGUACCAAUAGGCCCCAGAUUUUCAAAUAAUCUUUUACAAAUGUUUAAAGUAUUAUUAAAGAAAAAACCAAUUAUGCAUGGUAAUAAUAGUAAUGAAAUUAAUAACAAGUUAUUAAUUAUUACAACAACUUCCAAAUAUACUGUUUUAAAAGAAAUGGAUCUUUUGAAUUGUUUUGAUAAUGAAAUUAGUGUUCCAAAUGUUAAAUCCUUUGAUGAAUUUAAUAAUAUCAUGGCUUUAACUAAUUUCUUGAAUGAUGAAAAAAGAGUGGAAAUUAUUAAUGAAUUAGUAACCAUAAUGCCUCAUCAACAAUUAAAUUGUGGCAUAAAAAAGAUACUAACAAAUAUUGAAACAGCAAUACAUGACGAAGAUCCUGAAAGUGAGUUAAUAGAUUUAAUGGCUAAUUCAUAA